Molecule: messenger RNA, 735 nt
Organism: Labeo rohita (rohu)
Lineage: Eukaryota; Metazoa; Chordata; Actinopteri; Cypriniformes; Cyprinidae
Gene: nkx3-1
Product: NK3 homeobox 1
Exons: 2
Coding region: 69-635 (188 amino acids)
Biological process (GO): cell differentiation; regulation of transcription by RNA polymerase II
Cellular component (GO): nucleus
Molecular function (GO): RNA polymerase II cis-regulatory region sequence-specific DNA binding; DNA-binding transcription factor activity, RNA polymerase II-specific
Source: RefSeq, a predicted model, not a curated record
GUGCCAAUAACUCACCCGGAGAAAGAAGACGCUUUAUUCUUACCUUUAACAGGAAUUUAGCCACGUAAAUGGCGGCUUCAAACAAGCAGCUAACGUCGUUUUUCAUCGAAGACAUUUUAUCCUUAAAACAGGAUAAAAAAGAUGACUCCUACACAUCUGAAAGCGAAAGAGCCGACAGCACAGACGGACGAACAGAUUCAGAGUAUAUCUCUGUUUGUCGGAGCCCUGAGGAUAAAUCAGUGUCGUCCGCUGAGAUGACGGGCGGCGGGGGCAGCGGGAAAAAGAAGCGCUCCCGCGCCGCCUUCACGCACCUGCAGGUGUUGGAGCUCGAGAAGAAGUUCAGCCGUCAGCGGUACCUGAGCGCACCCGAGCGUGCGCACCUGGCGAGCGCGCUCCACCUCACCGAGACCCAGGUCAAAAUCUGGUUCCAGAACAGGAGAUAUAAAACCAAACGGAGGCAGCUAACGACAGAGCACGGCAAGGACUACUUUCAAAAAACAGACGCCACAACUAUGGCUGCUACAGAAGAGGACUUUUUCAGAGCUUCACUUUUAGCGACAGUCUAUAAAUCCUAUCCAUACCGGCCUUACGUGUAUGAUUUACACGGACUGAGUGUAUGGAGACCAGCACUGUGAUGAAAGGGACAUUGGCUUGGACUUUGGGAAUUUUCUCAGAUUAUUGUGAAUAAUAUUGUUUAUAAUUAUGGUGAUUUUUUUAAGUAUUGUACAGCUUUGU